Molecule: messenger RNA, 4158 nt
Organism: Verticillium dahliae VdLs.17
Lineage: Eukaryota; Fungi; Ascomycota; Sordariomycetes; Glomerellales; Plectosphaerellaceae
Exons: 3
Coding region: 1-4158 (1385 amino acids)
Biological process (GO): reticulophagy; autophagy of mitochondrion; piecemeal microautophagy of the nucleus
Cellular component (GO): extrinsic component of membrane; Atg1/ULK1 kinase complex; phagophore assembly site membrane
Molecular function (GO): molecular adaptor activity; protein kinase binding
Source: RefSeq, a predicted model, not a curated record
AUGACUACCCAGGUGUUGAUAGCCCACACGGGCCAGCGGUUGCAGGUCGUCGACACGGCUCAGUUCUCGUCACUCGAUGAGUUCAAGAGCUGGGUGGCCCGCCAGACUUCUAUACCAUCGCACCAGCUCGUCGCCUUGACGGGACAGGGCAAGACUGUCAAGGUGGCGAGGCUGCACCAGGAGGGCGAAGUCUACGUCUAUGAUCUCAGAGUCACAUCAGCCACACCUGGCGCUGCCGAGUCUCUCGUCUCCGAAGUCCCCGCCCCGAAACGAUACUCGGUUCCCAAGGCUCCCGACUACAUCGACAACAGCCAUGACAUGGCGGCGUGGCAGACGCUGUGCCGCGAGCGGCAAGCUUGGGCGCUGGGCCUCGCUGCUGACGCGGCGCGCAUGGAGGAGACGACGCGCGAACGCUACAGCGAGAUGGACGUCAUGAUCAAGUGCCUCGACGCAGCCGUCGCCAACCUCGAACUCAGCAUCAAGAAGAUCGAGCCUCAAUAUGCGGAGCUCAAGAAAUACGUCAAGCCCGCGUUGGAGGAACAUACCCAGCUGGCGAGCAACUGGGAGCAGUACCUGGAUCUCGCGAAGAAUGUCCCCAUUUCGGCAGACAUGGUCAACUUCAUGACGUCCAAGGAUGUCAAGAAGAAACAAGCAACGCUGGACGACUUGCUGCAGCUCGACACGGUGAAGAAGGCGGGUUCGCUGGCGGCUGCAUCGGAAAAGAAGUUUGCGCGGAAAGCCAGCGACCUGGACAAGGCUGUCGACACCAUGUACCAAGGGCUGGAACAUCUGAUUGGCGAGUUCGAAAAUCUGGUGAGCCGCUCGGCUUUGUCGCACAGCGAGGAGGCCGGGCAGCUUCUUCAGGAUAUUGAGGCUGUUGUGGGCAAGAUUGAUACGGAUGCCCAGAUUGUCCAAGAGUACGGCCAGCGCGACCUUGCGCAAGCCUCCAAAACGGCACAGAAUCAGACGGAACGACUCAUCCCAAGUUUGAGGAAACGCGCGAAAGAGAUGGACGACAUGCUUGUGUAUGCCACGUCUGCGCGCAACACCAUUGCGGCGGACGCCGUCGACUUCAUGCGUACGAUCAACGAUAUAUCAAACCUACAUGGCGACGUCAAGACUCAGUGCCAAAAUCUCCGGGAGUCUGAUGAGGACAUGACAACGUUUGAUUACCUUCGGUUGAUUCACCAAUUGCCAUACAUGUAUUCCUCUUUCGUUGGCGAAGCCAUUCGGCGACGAGAGUGGACGGAGAAGGUGAAGACUGACUCUUCAACCUUGGCCAACGAGAUGGCACUCUUCCAAGACGAGGAGUCGAAACGCCGAAAAAAGUGGCAGAAGAGUAUCGGCAGUACAUAUGGGCCUGAUAGCUUCAGCAAUACCAUCUUGGGACUAGAGGUGAACCUGCUAGGCGAGGAAGAGGAGUGGCCAGUCAUGGCGAAGUCCGACCUAGAGGAGUUUCUCGGGCACCUCAAGCAGCAGCAGACUGAGACCGCAUUACUAGAAGAGGUACAGGAGCUUGUGAAUGAGCUCAAUGCGCCGACAAAGCAGCAGUCGAAACGCGUCAAGGCUUUCAAGAAUGGAAGUGUUCAUGAGGCAGCACUGGGCAGGAGUGGCUUGAUGAUCCGCGGCGAUGAUGACUUGCUCCGAACGCUGCAAGAAGACAAGAUGAAGCUUGAGAACAGGCUCAAGACGGCCGAAAGCAGAGUAAGACGUCUCGAGGACCUCCUUCACCGAGGUCAGGCAACACGCCCAGGCCUAGGGUCUCUGUUCGGACACGACCGCAACGACUCUACGGCUUCGAUCAAGUCGACCCCUAUGUCCGAGGAGCGGCGCCAUUCGUCGGCGGGUACAGACAUACUGCAACAGAGGAUACAGCAGCUUGAGACGGAUGUGGCUGCCGAAAGGGAACGCUCUACCGUGCUGGAGAAAGAUCUUCUCGCCCAGAUGACGCAGCACAAGGACACCAAGGGUCUGAUGGAGGAGGCCAACAUUACGAAGAAGGACCUGCUUGGAAACAUGGAGGCACUCAAACGAGAAUUUGUCGAGGAGCGUAAGUCGCUCGAAGAUGAGAUUAAGACCCUGAAAGCUCGCAUCGAAGAGAACGAAGACGAGAUGGAAAACUUUGGCGAGUCCCGGGAGAAUGAGAAGGCGACAUAUGAUGGCCGUGUCUCAGCGCUUGACCAGGAGAUCGAGAGGCUUCGCAAGGAACAGAAGGAUGAGACACUCAAGGCUCAAGGUCAAGUCGAAUUUCUUCGCAACGAGGCCAGACUACAGCGCGAGCAAAACGAAAGUCUCGAGAAGCAGCUUCAGGCAGCGCUUGACGAGAACAAGACGGCCCUGGCAGAGCUCGACAUCUUAAGGGAAUCGAGUGACUCUCAACGCAAGGCACUACGCAGCCUUCAUGAGCAGCUUGCUCCGAAUGACAGGCUCCCCGAAGACAUGCUCGAUCUGAUCGACGCCACGCUGGCGCGGUCAGCUGAAGUGGUCGCCAGACUGCAGUCUUCAGAUAACGACAAGACUGUUCUCAAGUCUAACAAUGAAAAAAUGCACGAAGAGCUAACGACUCUCAAGGAUGAGCUGGCUGAGUCCCAGAAACAAGCUGCUACGAAAGAAGAGUCAGCGAUGCACCUUCGAGAAAGUCUGGACGAAGAGAAAGCCAAAGUCAGUGCUCUCGAGAAAGAUGCCGCUGGCGCUCGCAGUCAGCUGGACGAACUUCGCGCAAAAAUUGCACACGGCGAGACGGGCUCAGAAAGCUUGCGGAAGCAACUGGACGAAGUUGAGCAGAAUGCCAGAACCAUCAGCGAAGAACUUGCUUCCAAGCAAUCACAGGUGGGCAGCCUCGAAGAGGAGCUUCACAUGUACCGCGAAAAGCUUCAGGUGUCACAGGAUCAUUACUCGGCGCUGACAGGAAGAUUUGACGCGCGGACUGGCCACACGAAGGACUUGACGCAGCGUAUUUAUGCUCAGAACGAUCGAAUGUGUCGACUUUUGGAACGGCUUGGCUUCGCUGUUACUCGCGACGAGUCCUCCUCGGCCAUGACCUUUACCAAGGUCCCCAGAGCCGAACGUGGCUCCAUGAGCCAGACACAAGUUGCCAAUGACUCGUCCGACCCAGGGCAGCCAUCGAUCCGCCGUUCUUCCACGUUUCAGAGCCGCAACUUGGCUGACAGUACCGACCUGGAACUACUGUACUGGAUGAACAGUAGCGAGAUUGGAGCUGAGCAGAACAAGUACGAUGCGUUUAUAAAUAAGUUGGGCCACUUUGAUAUGGACCAGUUCGCUGAGACAAUUUACCGCCGCGUCAAGGACGUUGAGCACCUGGCACGGAAGCUUCAGCGCGAUUCUCGUGCUUAUCGCGAGAAGGCUCGCUCCUUGCAAAAGGAUGCUCACGAGAAGAUUGCUUACAAGCACUUCAAAGAGGGUGAUCUCGCCCUCUUCCUUCCUACAAGGAAUCAAAGCUCCGGGGCUUGGGCUGCCUUCAACGUUGGUUUCCCGCAUUACUUCCUGCGCGAGCAGGAUAGCCACCGACUGCGGUCACGCGAGUGGCUCGUGGCGCGCAUCUCGCGGAUCGAGGAGCGAGUUGUUGACCUCUCCAAGAGCCUCCACAGGCAGCUUCCGGACACGGACUCUUUUAACGACGAAGACGAUAAUCCGUUCCAGCUGUCCGAUGGACUGCGGUGGUACAUGAUCGACGCUGUGGAGGACAAAGCCGGGGCGCCGUCGACACCUGGCCUCGGCAAGUCGACCAUCGCCACGAAUAAUGUCGAGGCUCGCGCCGACAUGCAUACCCACGCGCAAGCCAGCGCAAAGGACAAACAACGGGCCGCGGGCCACAGCAUCGAGGGCGUCAGUAAGGCGCUGUCCAAGAGCUUAGAGAGUCGGCGUAGCAGCACGAAUUCGAAGAAAGCCCUACCCCUGGGUGCGGGUGCGCAUCUUCUCAAAGGCAACGCUGUGGCGAGCGAGACCAACUCCCUGCGUACGGCGCCAGCGGAGAGUCCGCCUGCGCAGGAGCCGCAGGCGCCGGAGGCCGAGGCGUCUGGCCCAACACUCGCACGCGAGACGAGCGGUGUUAGUGAAGCGGCAUCGAAGAAGAGUGUGGUGUGGGACCCGCUAUGGAGCGUGGAUGUAGCGUUUGAGAGUGGAGGGAAGCCGACAUGA